AUGAGCUCUUACAAAAGAAAGGAUUGUUUCAAACACCCGAUGGGUUUUGUGGUAAUAGUUGUCUUUCUGUACCUCUUGAAUUCAACCUACUAUGUUCGUCCAGUCAUGUCGAUAGAUGCACAUGGCAAUCUACUAACCGAGAUAAAGCACGCAACUCUUGCAGAGCCACACCAUUUUGACUUGUCUAGGAGGGACAGAUUUCCUUCUGGAGAAGACCAAGAUAACAUUGUUGCUGGGGUAGCUGUGUGGAGGACACAACCAGGAAAAUACUAUGGUCUCCGAGCUAAAAUAGGUGUCUGGGCUCACCCGAAUCAAAAACAUUCUCAAGAAUCCGGAGCAUCCAUAUCUGUUGGUGGAAAAUUUGGACCCAUGUUGUUAAGCCAAGUUGAAGCCGGGUUUCAUGUUUUUCCUGACCUGUAUAACAACAGUGAUGUUCGCUUCUUUACGUUUUGGACUAGGGAUGGAUAUAGAUCAACAGGAUGCUAUAACCUAAAAUGCAGCGGAUUCAUUCCUGCUAAAGGAGCUGCACUUGUUCCGGGUCAAGCAGUUGGUCCUCCCUCAACAUAUGAUGGAGAAGAUCACCACAUCACAAUUAGCCUACACACGGACCCUAAUACAGGAAACUGGGUAUUAUACCAGGACGACCUAGAGAGGCCUUCUUUCCUAGGGCAUUUUCCUAAAGAUCUUUGCCCGGAGUUGAAUGGUGUUGCACCCCAAGUAUUAUUUGCUGGGUUUGCGACUUAUCCAAGGAAUGACAGAGGGCCGGCAAUGGGCAGCGGGCAUUUUCCCGUGGAAGGUGAAAGAAAAGCAGCAUACUUUAAGAACAUGAAGAUAUUCGACUCAAAUGCUAGUGCUCAUGAUCCUAUUCCAAGCAUCAUGGUCCCUUUGAUGAAUAGGCCAGACUGCUACAAGUUGGGCGACAUUCCUCUUGGAGUAAAGGAUAGUUAUUUGUUCUAUUAUGGUGGGCCUGAAGGUUGUCAUGGUUGAUAACUAACAAAUGCUUUCGGUUGCAAGUCUAUACCUUAUUUUUUGUACUAAUAAAGCAAGGUGUGUUUUGCUAA
Molecule: messenger RNA, 1061 nt
Organism: Aegilops tauschii subsp. strangulata
Lineage: Eukaryota; Viridiplantae; Streptophyta; Magnoliopsida; Poales; Poaceae
Product: protein neprosin-like
Source: RefSeq, a predicted model, not a curated record